AUGAAGCUCAACUUCGCCUCCCUCCUGUUCGCUGCUGCAGCCAGCGCCAGCCCUCUUGAGGCUCGUGCCUCCGGUGUCCAGGGCUUCGACAUCUCCGGCUACCAACCUACCGUGGACUUUGCUGGUGCUUACAACUCUGGUGCCCGUUUCGUCAUGAUCAAGGCCACUGAGGGCACCUCCUUCAUUUCCAGCUCUUUCUCCUCGCAAUACACCGGUGCCACUAAUGCUGGCUUGAUCCGCGGUGCUUAUCACUUUGCCCAGCCCGCUAGCAGCUCAGGUGCCGCCCAAGCCACCUACUUCCUCGCCCACGGUGGAGGCUGGAGCAACGAUGGCCAGACCCUGCCCGGUAUGCUGGAUAUUGAAUACAACCCGUCUGGCGCAACCUGCUAUGGCCUCAGCGCCUCUGCCAUGGUCUCCUGGAUCAAGGACUUUGGUACUACCUACAAGGCCAAGACCGGUCGGUACCCAAUGAUCUACACCACCGCCGACUGGUGGAACACCUGCACCGGUGGCAGCACUGCCUUCAGCAACGAUUAUCCCUUGGUGCUGGCUCGCUACAGCUCUUCCGUCGGUACCAUCCCCGGUGGCUGGCCCUACCAGAGCUUCUGGCAGAACUCGGAUGCCUACAGCUAUGGUGGUGAUUCUGAGAUCUGGAAUGGCAGCGAGGCCUCUCUGAAGACCUUUGCCACCGUCGCCGCGUAA
Messenger RNA from Penicillium bovifimosum, 702 nucleotides. Its product is annotated as lysozyme. The coding region runs from base 1 to 702 and encodes 233 amino acids. The record is from RefSeq and is a predicted model, not a curated record. NCBI's taxonomy places the organism in Eukaryota, Fungi, Ascomycota, Eurotiomycetes, Eurotiales, Aspergillaceae. Gene Ontology annotation, molecular function: lysozyme activity. Gene Ontology annotation, biological process: cell wall macromolecule catabolic process; peptidoglycan catabolic process; carbohydrate catabolic process. The transcript has 2 exons.